Messenger RNA from Striga hermonthica, 1587 nucleotides. The record is from the annotation of a GenBank genome assembly. NCBI's taxonomy places the organism in Eukaryota, Viridiplantae, Streptophyta, Magnoliopsida, Lamiales, Orobanchaceae.
AUGCCCACGGGCGCGCAAGCAAGUCCCGUCGAUCGACUCCCUCUCCCGAUUUUCAACCUUCAGCCGCGCUGGAGCUUCACGCUGCCCAAGUCCGCCAACUAUUGCCCGUUCCAAACUAAAACCCUAGCCGCCAAUUCACCCGCCGCCGGCCAUCUCACUCGCCCCCCACCGGAGUCUCACACCUUCCGCCGGUUGGGAAGAUAUUAUCGGCUAGAAUAUCCAGAAACUCGUAUUAUUAUGGAGAAAGAAGCGCCAUUGAUUAUAAAGCGCCUUAAGUUUACAAGAGGGAACCAAUGCAUGGACUCAAUUGAUAGGCUGAGCAGCCUGCCGGAUUCCAUCCUCCACCAUAUUCUCUCCUUUCUCCCAACCAGUAGAUCUGUACAGACCAGCAUCUUAUCAAGAAGAUGGAGGCAUUUGUGGGCCCACGUCCCUGAUAUAGAUUUCGACGGCUAUACUUUUGAUCUAGAAUUAGAUGAGGGAAAGAGAUUUCCGGACAUCAUCUACAGAGUGAUGCUUCAAUACAAAGUGCAGAACAUGAAUAAUUUCCGCCUCAUUUACAACGAAAAUUGUGGCGGGGAGUAUCAGCUGGAGACGUGCAUUACAACUGCCAUUGUACGCAACGUAAAGCAUCUUUAUCUCAGUAUCCAUAAUAUAGUCAGGCUACCCCUUUGCAUCUUCACCUACGACUCCCUUGUGGAUUUAAUGCUCUUUCAAUGCGGCCCAAUCCCCAUGUUGGGCUUCGUGCGUCUGCCUGCUCUUAAGAAGCUUCAUAUUCUUGAUGUUAGUUAUCAGUCUGGAUGCCUCACUAGCUUUCUGUCCGGUUGCCCGGUGGUUGAGGAGUUGAACUUGGUGUCAGAAAACGUGCCUCCGUGUAUUUAUCGUCGCAUAUCUUCACCCACACUGAUUAGGCUUUACGUUAAUACAACUUUCUGGGAUUUAUCUCGUAGACAGAUGCAUAUGCUGAUGAUAGAUGCUCCGGCACUCAGAUUCCUCCGAAUAUUUGAUAGUUUAUCCAAAGAUGUCUCAUCCGAGUUACUGCCAUCCUUAACUGAAGCGGAUGUCCAUUUGCACCCUCAACGGGUUAUAACUUCUUUGCAAUUUGUGCUACCAUUUUUGGGCAGUCUCUGUCAUGUGACGCACUUGCAAUUGGCGACUGAUUUGAUUGAGCUUUCUGAGAAUGUAUUCUCUGCUCUGACGGUCAAGUUUCCUAAUUUAUCCGAAGUCACACUGAAAACUAAUUGGCGCUUUAUCCCGCUUUUUCUUGAAAAUGCUGAUAAUCUCAAAAAACUUACAGUCCGUACGUUGGAUAAUUGUUCGAAAUGGUGGAUAGAGCCACAUGCAGUGCCUUCAUGUUUGCUGUCAAGUCUGAGAUCUAUCAGAUUACUAUGUUUUAUGCGUACAGAGCAAGAGUUACAGAUGGUUGGUUAUGUUUUGAGGAAUGCUAAAGUCCUGGAGAGGGUGGCAUUGUGUACAUGUCCUGACUUUAUGCUUAAAAUCCCUGUUUGUAUAGAGGACAAAUUCGAGGCUCUCCAGAAGAUUGCAUCGUAUGAGCGGGGAUCUGACAAAUGCCGGGUUGACUUCAUUUGA